GCAGCAGGAGGGAGCACAGAGAUGUUUGGAGGCUUUUCCUUUUUUUUUUUUUUUAAUAUAAAAUUAUUUAUUUAAAUAAAAAUGGCCGCCGUGGAGAGCGGAGAGGAGAGACUAGAGGAGGGUCAAGAGGGCGAGGAGGAGGAGGAACCUGUCGACCCCCAGCCUCCCGCCAGAGAGAGAGCCAGGUCACACAGUAAGACCAAGAAGGCUCGCAGGGAACGUCGCCAUGCCGACCAGGGGGCGGAGAGCACCGCCUCCACAGCAGCCGGCCCGCAGGCGGAGGUGGAGGCACAGAGCCAGGGUUCGGAGCCAGUGGCCGGCCCGUCGGAGCCAGGGUCAGAGUCAGCGGCCGGCAGUGAGUCUGCGGGUUCUCCCAGGCAGCGGCGCUCCAUCAUUCGGGACCGCGGGCCACUGUACGAUGACCCGUCGCUGCCUGAAGGCUGGACCCGCAAACUCAAGCAGAGGAAAUCCGGACGCUCAGCGGGGAAGUUCGAUGUCUACCUGAUCAACUCUGAGGGAAAGGCGUUUCGUUCCAAGGUGGAGCUCAUCGCCUACUUCCAGAAGGUUGGGGACACGACCACUGACCCCAACGAUUUUGAUUUCACUGUUACCGGACGUGGAAGCCCCUCCCGACGUGAGAAGCGGCCCCCGAAGAAACCAAAAGUGGUUAAACCAUCGGGGCGAGGCCGCGGCAGGCCUAAAGGCAGCGGAAAGAUGCGCCAGGCAACGGAGGGCGUGGCCAUGAAGCGUGUGGUUGAGAAAACUCCGGGCAAACUGUUGGUCAAGAUGCCCUUCAGCAAGGCAGAGUCCACCACUGGUACCGCCUCCACUGCCUCAAAGGUGGUGUCUCCUGCCCAGGUGGCCACCAAGUCCCGUCCUGGCAGGAAGAGGAAAUCAGAACAAGAACUUCCGGCUCCACCACAGACCACCCCCAAGAAACGGGGCAGGAAACCAGCCUCCGCCACAGCAGCAUCGACUGUUGCCGUGGCAUCCUCCUCUGCAGCAUCGACCUCCGGUAGCUCAUCAGUGGGGAGCUACGCUGCAGCCGCCAUCUUGGCCGCCGAGGCCAAACGGAGAGCGGCCAAGGAGUCUUCCACCAAACCUGUCGUCCAGGAAACAGCCCUGCCAAUCAAAAAACGCAAAACCAGAGAGACAAUAGAGGAGAUGGAGAGCGUUCAGACUCCAGCAGCUACAACGACAACUGAGACUGUAAGGAGGUCUAGUGCAGGUGGGGGGGAGGGAAGUACGGGGGAAGGAGCACCACCAACCUCAGAGCUUCAGUCCGCCCCUUCCGAGCAGAGCCAGUCACAAUCACAGAAGCAGCCUACUGGUUCAGAGGAAAGUCAAUCACAUGGACACAAAGCGCAUAAAGGGAGGAAGCACAAGGAGAAAUCGGGGAUCGCAGCCGGAGACGGAGGAAGCAAAGGAGAGGACGUAGGUGAAGAUGGAGGUGAAAAGGAAGGAGGAGAAGGAGGAGGAGGAGGAGGAGGAGGAGCAGCAGCAGCAGGAGGAGGAGGAGGAGGAGGAGGAAGGAGUAGCAGCAGCAGCAGCAGUAGCAUUAGUCCGUCAAAAAGCCACAAACGGAAGGACCGGCCACCUCAUAAACACCACCACCAUCACCACCAUCAUCAUCAUCAUCAUCGACACCAACAGUCUUCUGCCUCCACAUUGGAUCAGCCACCUCCUCCUCCUCCUCCACCUCCUCCUCCUCCUCCUCCUCCACCUCCUCCUCCUGCUUCCUCCAGCCAGGCCAGACCUGAAGUAGAGCCGCAGACUACACCGUUACACCCCACCACCACCACCACCACCCAACAAUCCCAGCACACCCAGCAAGCUCCUCCCACUCCCAAAUCCCAAUCCAAGUCUGCGUCUCAGUCCCUGUCUGAGCCUCGGCAUCCUCCGCCUCAACCACGCCACCCGCCCCAACCCCGUCCCCAACCGCAGUCCCCCAGUCAGCCUCAAGCCCAGCCUCGAUACCCAGCGCCCCAGUCCUCUCCUACCAAGCAUACCCAACCACAGCUACGGCCCCAACAACCCCAGUCCCAAACCCACAGUCAGCACCAGGCCUACCCCCAAAAAGCUCAAUCACAGCCUGUCCAAACCCAUCAAACCCAGCAUGCUCCACCUCAGUCACACCGUUCUCAGUCCCCAUCCAUCUCGCACGUCCAUCCGCCCCAGACGAGGCAUCAACAUCCGCAAACCCAGUCCGCCACAGCACUCCAACCUCAGACCCAGCCCAGGCACCCGUCUCAACCGCAAACUCAGCUCAAACAACAGUCUCAACCGCAACCCCGGCAGUCGAUGCAGCCUCAAAUCCAACCCACAGCCAGGACCCCAGCCCAACCUCAGACUCCACCACAGUCCAGAACCCCAGCGCAAUCUCAGCCUCAACUCCAGUCCAGAACCCCUGUCCAAACUCAACCUCAACCACAGUCCAGGUCCCAAUCCCAAACUCAGCCUCCAACCCAGUCCAGGACCCCAACCCAACCUCAGCCUCACCUGCAAUCCAGGCAUCAAGCACAGCCUCAACCGCAGACAAGGCACCCUUCGCAACACCAACUUCAGACUCAAUACAGACCACAACCCAGACAGUCUCUCUCCCAACCUAGACCACCCCAGUCCCAAGCACAACCACACUUUCAGCGGAUUCAAACACAGCCGCGGCCCCAGCCCCACUCACAGCUCGCCAGGUCCCACCUGCAGCAUCUCUCGCCACACCGACCGUCUCUCAGCCUAAGUAGAUCCAAUCCGGUCCCGUCUCAGCAGAACCAGAGCGAACAGCCCCAAGACCUGAGCACCACGCGGCCCGGCCGAGGAAGCCUGCUGCCGAGCCGGGAAGUCAGCGCGGAGGGAAGAGGGGGGCUGGCGGUGGCAUCAUCGGAAAGCAGAGAGAUUUUAGGAGGAGAAAGAGGGUCGAACAGCACCUCAAGACCUCCCGGCUCAAUGGCUUCUGGUCCUCCAGGAGGAACCGGGGCCGGAGUUGGUCUUGUGCCGGGGGCGGAGGGCCGGGCCAGACUCCGGGCGGAGGCAGAGGCAGCAGGUGAGGGCAGGGAGCUCAGAGACAUCGUCCCCCAGUCCGCUGUUCCCUGCCCCAGCCGUGAAGAGACCGUAGAGUCACGGACUGCCGUCAGCGAGAGAGUCAGCUGAUUGGUCGGGCUUGAUGAGCAGGCUGACUGAUCGGUGGACUGACUGAGUCAGCACCAGGUGGAAGAGGAGUGUGACUGGGCUGUCCAUGGAGGAUUCAUGUUUUUACACUGUUUUCAGAUAGAAGGAUAGCGUCACACAGCUGGUAGGACGUUCUCAGAUUCUACUCCGUUUGAUUCUGUCUGGAGACUCUGUAAAGUUGUGGAUUUGAGAGCCGAAGCUGGCGCCGAGGGACAGCGGAAGAGAAGAACGGAUAGUGUCUUUUUAUAGGAAAAACAAAACGAAAAGGAAAAAUC
Scomber japonicus (chub mackerel) is the source of this 3440-nucleotide messenger RNA. RefSeq names its product methyl CpG binding protein 2 (gene mecp2). The coding region runs from base 82 to 3147 and encodes 1021 amino acids. The transcript is spliced from 6 exons. Gene Ontology annotation, molecular function: chromatin binding; methyl-CpG binding; double-stranded methylated DNA binding. The record is from RefSeq and is a predicted model, not a curated record. Lineage: Eukaryota; Metazoa; Chordata; Actinopteri; Scombriformes; Scombridae. Gene Ontology annotation, cellular component: nucleus; heterochromatin. Gene Ontology annotation, biological process: negative regulation of transcription by RNA polymerase II.